AUGACAACAUCUCAACAUGGUCGAGCUUCAUUCUCUGCAUCAACCGGUGCUCUUUCCCUUGUCCCUUAUUCACAUACCAAUGGAGAAACCCAAAACCUUGAUUUACCUUCAUCGGCUCAAGAUAGUGCAGUAUAUACCACUGCUGACCCACCUUAUCUAUCAAGUCAACUAAAAAGUUCUGAUUGGCUACAACGCUACGGUUUAAAAUCGCAGAAACUAUCAUUUGAUCAAAUUCUUCAACAAAUUGGAUUUAAACGGCCUGAAACGUACAAUGCAUCUCUUGGUAAAAUGGUUGGUGCUAAAUAUGCGGGUAGUAUUUAUCAUGAAAUACAACAUGAUAAUGGUGAUCGAUAUGUUUUAACAUGUCGACCGGAAAAAUUACGUGAAUACGAACAUCGUUUAAUGCGAAUGUUAAAUCUAUUACGAAAACGCGUAGUAUUUAUAACCAGUGGGUCUCGUCGAAUAUUUGGAAUAAUUGGAGAGCCAAGUGUAUGUAUUGUAUGCGAUUGUAAAACAUCAGAUAGUCGAUUAUUUAAUCAAUUUCAAUCGUCGAUCAUAAGUCUACUUAAAGAACAAGUGACAAAAAUCAAACGAUUCAAUGUUGUUUGGGUUUCAAAUGAUAAUGAACAAUUUCAACAACAACCAAUCGAUGUUACAACAACAACCAUUGAUGAAGCUAUUGCUUGGAUAUCGAAUCGAAAAUGUAUUCGAACUAAAAUAUCAAUAAGUGCAACAUGUGAAGCUAUUCUUAAAGCAUUUAAUAACGCUGUUCAUAGUAUUUAUUUAAUUAGUGAAGGAAAUUCAACGGAUUCUGCACGUGAAAUGCUACGAGAUAAUAUUGUUAAAACACGACUUUCAGCCAAAGCACCCAUACCAAUACAUGUAGUUUCACUAUUUUGUCAUAAUGAAGAUACUGAAAUAUUUUUGCAAUCACUAGCUCAAAGUGCUGAUGGAAGUUUCACUUCAUAUAAAAUUAAUAAUUCAGUAAUUGAUUUAAAAGCUCCGUCAAAUUUAACUGAUCCAACACGAAUUAAAGUACAAGAUAACAAAUUAGAAUUCGGCACAACUGCAGUCAUACCUAAAUUUGAAAAUCCAAGUGAUCUAACAUUAAUGUACAAAGAAAUAUUGCAAUGCCAAAAUAUUAUUGAUCGUAUAGAAAAAAUUCUUGGCUUCAUAAAAGCUGAAAGUGUCAAUCCAAAAUUGGCAGACGAAUCAACAAAAUCAUUCGAUUCACUUAAUGUGACGAAUAAACUAAAUAAAACUGAGAAUAAUUUACAAAGAAGUCUUAUUGUUCAAUCAUCGGCAUUGUUCAACAAUGAUGAAAAAGAUUUGGCAUCAGUAGAUUGGUUAAAAAUCUAUGGAGUACAAUCACAAAAAUUAGAUUUCUUUUCUGUUCUUCAAUCAGUGGCUCUACGGCAUUGCGAUGGAGUAAUAACGUCAUUGAAACAACCAGAAGAUUCCAAUAGAAAAACUAAUUAUACUCCAGCUAAUUCCAAAAGCAAACUAAUCAAUGCAAAAUAUUGUGAUCAAUUUGCUCAUGUUGCUUGGCCAGAUGGAACUAUUCGGCAUGUUUAUGUAACAUCCGAAUUUCAUCGAGAUUAUGAAAGACGAAUAAGAGCUUUGCUUGAAAAAAUUAACGCACGAUUACAAUGGCUGAAACGAGGAAGUCGUGAUGUUUUCGGUACCAUAUUAGAAAGCAAUAUUUACAUUCUAAUUGAUACAUCAAAAAGCAUGCAAAAUCAUUUAGUAUUUCUUAAAGAAAAAUUACGCUUAUUAGUCAAAGAACAACUCUUUGGUAAAGAACGUAUCAAUUUAGUAUCAUUUAACACGGUAAUUAAUCCGUGGCGUGAUCGAUUAACAAAAAUAAAUAAUUCAAUAAUUAAUACUCAACUUCAACCAUGGAUUGAUGGACUUCACACUGAGGGAUCAACAAAUACACUAGCUGCCAUUCGAUACGCACUUGCUGAUUCCGGUACCGACGGCAUUUAUUUAUUAACUGAUGGACGACCGGAUCAAAAUGAACGGCAUAUUCUUUCACAAGUUCAAUAUCGACAAACACUUCCUAUACAUACAAUAGCUUUCAACUGUCAAGAUCAAACAGCAAAUCAAUUUCUAUUUGAUUUAGCUAAACAAACAGGCGGACGCUUUCAUGCGUUUAAUUACGGCGAUGAAAAUGAAGCGUCCAUUGAAAUUCCUGAAAGUGAAGAUAUUAAUUAUCUUAAGCAAGAAAUCAUUCUGGGUGAAAAAGAUUUACAACGUGUAACUGAUUUACGCGAUGAAUGUACGAGUCGUGCAUGGUCAAAAGAUAAUAUACAAGCAACAUAUCAAAAUUUACAGUCACCUGAAAUCAUGCCUUCAUUACCAUUGCAAAGGCAUCAUACACUUAAUACGUCAUUACAAUCGAAUAGUUCUGCCAUGUUACAACGGAUAGACCGAAAAAAACGUCCAUCAACAUGUUCAAUGCGUAAGCGAAAAACGAAAUCAGCAAUACAAUUGUUUGAACAAACAAAUGCAAUUGACUUGAAAUCAAAACAAUGGCUUUUACCAGAAACCGAAGACUAUUUGAGAACUAAUGAUAAAAGGCAACACAAUGUGUCCGUGGUAGCAGCAAAUGAAGAAGCAGCACAAGAACAAGAAUCAAUAAAACGACUUCCACCAGCAUAUGCUCAAGUAAAAUCAUAUUUAAAAAAGAAUAGUUUAGUGGCAAAAGGUUUAACCAUAUUCGAUGUACUCUAUCCAAUAUCGGUAACGGUAAAAGAACCACAACAUGUUCAAGUUAUUGAUCGUUAUGUACUCGCUAAAGUUUGGGAUGAUAUUUUACCAUUAACCUAUGGAUCAUAUAUUAAUAAAUUUCGAUUGGUUAAUCAUUAUGCUGUUAAUUUAGAAAAUUAUGAGAUGAAACUUAAGUCUCUAAUUUCUGAUUAUUACGAAUUUACUUCAAAAUUUAUUUGGCAAUAUUUAACUGAUGAAGAUAAACAAAGACUUGGUCCAAUUGUCUAUUGGAUGAGUCUAUCAAAAGAAGAACAAUAUCAAAAUGCUCAAGAACUAACUAAAGAGGAAUAUAAAAGUCAAAGUGUUUUGGAAUUAUUUACAUGGCGAAAAUUAACCGCAGAGGAACAGCAGAACUUCUUAAAAAAGUCAGUUGAUUACAACGAUAAAACAGAAAAUGUACUAAAAAAUGCCUUACAAAAUGCUGAAGCUGAAUCAGCCUUGCAAGGAGUUAUGCGUCUAGAUGUUGAAAUAAAACGUGCCAUUAAAUUUUUACAAAUCUCAACUGAUCUACGUCAACAUCAAAAAAGAGCUAAUAAUGACACAAAACAGGCAGGUGAACAAAAGAAAAUUGUCAAACGAAAACAAUUCGUAACGCGCACUAUUGGCCAACGAAUUAUUUGCCGGUAUGAUGGUGAUGGUUAUUUCUAUACGGGUACAAUACAAAUAAAUCAAGAUGGCCGAACAAUUGUUUUGUUUGAUACGGAGAUUGAACAAGAAGCAACUGGGCAUACUCUUUUACCCAUAAACACUUCGAAUACUCAACUUAAUUUAUUUGUACACGAUUGUGUGCUUGUUCGAAAAGAAAGAGAAAACGAAGAAUAUUGGGUACCUGGCUUAGUUUUGAAUCUUCCAGCUCAUUGCACUUUACCAUCUGAUAUAUAUCUGAUAGAAGUAUAUGAUUUAAAUACGAAACAAGUACAUGUUCAUCGAAAAGAUAUGAUAAGAAUUACUUUAGCACUUUUUCAAAGGAGUGUUCUUUACCUGCAAAAUAUGAAUAAAAGGUUUCCAAUGAAUCAAACCGUGGUAGUCAUGGAACCGGAAGUAACUCCAACAAAUGUACAGCCAUCUCUGUCUGAAGCUGACGUUCACGCUAUUGUUCAAGAAAUCAUUGAUCCAUUAGCACAAAAAGUUGAACAUCUCAAUAAAUCACAUCAUAAGCGUUAUAUUAAACUUCUAACAGCUUUAGAAGAUCAAAUGAAUGCAAUUAGAAUUUUACAAGAAGGACCAUAUAAACCAAAAUAUUCAGAUGAUAAUACUCAAACAGUUAGAAUACCAUCACCAUCACCAUCAUCACCACCACCAUCAUCACUACUUUCGUUUAUUAAACCGAAAACAUUGGUGUAUGCAGUAUGGCAUGGUGAUGAUGAACUUGUUUACGAGGGUAUUGUCGUAGAAUCAAAUCCUCCAAAUUAUACAAUUGAACGUUUUGAUUUCCCUGGUGUUCGAAGUAUUAUACCACGUCAUGAUAUAUUUCUUCAUUCAGAUCGAUGCCUUUUAAAAAAUACGGAUGUUAAAUCAUACAUUCUUGUCAAAUAUCCAAAUGAUUCUCGUCAAUUUUGGUGUCCAGCAGUCGUUCUUCGUCAUAUGGCUAAUGAAUCAAAAACACAAGUUCGCUUUUACGAUUGUCUUGUAUUAGAUAUAACCCAUGAGACAUAUGUUAUGCCCAUAACUGAACAACAAUUUGAAAUCUAUUCUACGCUUCGUAUCGCAAAAGAAAAAUCUCUAAUUAAUCAUGUUGUUGUUGGUUUAAAUAAUUUAAAAAAGACAUUUAUGCUAGGUACAAUUCAAAGUCGUGUUGGAAAUGGUCACCAAUAUUUAAUUGAAUGGUGUUGUGCAACUGUAUCAGAGCAAAGUGAUGAGCAUUUAUUCGGAGCAUUUACUCGUCGUAAUAAUCAUAGAAUUGGAGAUUAUGUUUUAGCUAUGGAUAGUGUUGAAAGCAUUUAUAGACUAGCCGAAAUUCUAUCUAUAACAGAUGAUCGAAAAACUGUUAAAGUCAGAUUUAUCGAUCCCAAUAAUAUUAACGAUACUUUAUCAUCAAAAGAAGUUGAUGUUCCAACGACAACUACAUUUGCAAUUACUAAAACAUAUUUUAACAAAGUUAUCGGUCUUCUUCAAACGUGA
This is a messenger RNA of Rotaria socialis, 4893 nucleotides long. The record is from the annotation of a GenBank genome assembly. Lineage: Eukaryota; Metazoa; Rotifera; Eurotatoria; Philodinida; Philodinidae.